AUGUAUGUGACGCAGCUAGCAGAUUUCAGAAACCAGACUUUCAUACUCUGUGUCCAGUGGUCACCUCACAAUGAAACCAUCCUGGCCUCCAGCGGUACCGACCGACGUCUCAACGUCUGGGAUCUCAGUAAAAUUGGGGAGGAGCAGUCUUCAGAGGACGCUGAGGACGGCCCACCAGAGCUUCUGUUCAUUCAUGGUGGCCACACGGCCAAGAUAUCAGACUUCUCCUGGAACCCCAAUGAACCCUGGGUCAUCUGCUCCGUGUCCGAAGACAACAUCAUGCAAGUCUGGCAGAUGGCAGAGAAUAUCUACAAUGAUGAGGAGCCAGACAACACACCCGCAUCAGAGCUGGAGGCUCAAGGAUGAUGAACACUCUCUGCCCAGACCAACUAAUCUGCCACCCCCUGGACCUUGGCGGUCUCCUAAUCCAAUAAUUUGUGAAAUGUCAGAGCAGCCUGUGCCCUCUCUAGUUCACACUUGAAUUUGGUGUCAUUCCACUGGCCCCUAACAGGGGCCAGGGCUCUGAACAGAAGCACAGAUUGGUAAUGCUGUUCCCCUUCAAGUGUUUUCUCUUCAGUAUUAUGAAAAGCAUUUUGUGGUAAAGGGCAUUUGAAAAUAUUCAUAGUCAUUUUUUUCAGACCCACAAAGCUCACAGGAAAACAUAAUUAAUACCACAAUAUUAAGAUGAAUGUUUGCAGCUCUUGUUGGUGGUUUUCUACCACCACUAUGCAGAUGUACAUUGCCAACUGUGAGCUUGCUACUUUCUAAGGUACAAAACACUUGGCGGUUUGGGAUUAUUCAUCAUUGCAUAAUGUGUUACAUUAUCAGUGAUGUUUCUGGCACCGAACUGCAAUAAAGCUUUUGUAAAUGUUGCUUUUCAAAAGCA
This is a messenger RNA of Poecilia latipinna (sailfin molly), 886 nucleotides long. RefSeq names its product histone-binding protein RBBP7-like. NCBI's taxonomy places the organism in Eukaryota, Metazoa, Chordata, Actinopteri, Cyprinodontiformes, Poeciliidae. Bases 1 to 366 code for a protein of 121 amino acids. The record is from RefSeq and is a predicted model, not a curated record. The transcript has 5 exons. Gene Ontology annotation, molecular function: protein binding.